Saccostrea cuccullata (small rock oyster) is the source of this 1538-nucleotide messenger RNA. RefSeq lists its product as uncharacterized. Bases 1 to 1104 code for a protein of 367 amino acids. The record is from RefSeq and is a predicted model, not a curated record. The transcript has a single exon. NCBI's taxonomy places the organism in Eukaryota, Metazoa, Mollusca, Bivalvia, Ostreida, Ostreidae.
AUGCCUAAAGCGAAAUUCAAGUCAGUCAUAUCGACACGGAGGAGUGCAAAGAGGGCACGGGUUGCAGCGCCGCAGCCCACAGUUCAACCUGAGCAAGUUCCAACCUCGGCAUUAGCAUCAACGGUACAAACACCCCCAGCAGCUAGUGCAUCCGUAACAUCACAGGUGGUUGAACUUCCCCAGCUUAGUCUUUCCGCAACAUCCCAAACAGCCUUACCCAACAACGCUGUAACACAACCACAGGCAGUCAUGGUACCGGAAAUGAAUGCCAGUACUUCAGGAGCGGGAACUAGCAGUUCACAAGGUACUGUUGAGAGUGGUAUUGGCAUGCAAACAGUGUUGUCAAGCUCAGUUCAACCUUCUAUGACAAAUUCAACACAAUUUUCAUUAGGAUAUCAUGUCGAUAACUCAACCAAACAAAAGAUAGCUAACGGGGAGUAUGUUAAUUUUGCUAAUUUACUGGUUAGGGACCCUAGUAAAUUUCAGCUAUCAGCAUUAACUAUGAACGCGCAGGGUCAUAUAAUUGCUCAACCAAAGAACGCUAACAAAAUCACUUCAAUUGAAAAGUGGACAGAUGCCUUUUUGAUUUUUUCUAGUAUUUUUCUCGCAGCGCACCCUAGUAAAACACAGCAAUUGCUCAAGUACUUGCAUGAUGUCAGAUUAGGGGCUGAGAAAUCACAGGGUUGGGUUACAUACGACGAGCAGUUUAGGUUACGCAUGGCAUUAAAUCCAAAUGGUAAUUGGGGGGUAAUAGAUAACGAAUUGUGGCUGGUUUACAUGUCACUUUCUGUAGCAGUCAAUAGCCAAAGGACAUCCACGUAUUACAAAUGCUUUGAUUACAAUUACAAGGGCAAAUGUACCAGAUUACAGUGCACGUAUGCACAUCGCUGUACGAAGUGCAGUGAGAUGCACCCCGCAUUACUUUGCGUAAAUGCACAAGCAACUCCGGCUCCAAAUGUACCAAAUAUCAAUCGCACAUUUCGGUCAAACACUUCAGCAGGUCAGCAACCCCAGUUUCAAACUCCAUACCAGUUCUAUGCUAGAAGGCAAACAGGGCCACAAGCAAGACAUUUGGGACCUGGGCGUUUCCCCAAUAAGAAUUAAUUCAGUCCACAAAUAUUUGGAUAAAUACCCUGAUAUGUCGGCGGCCAAUUUUUUAAGGGAGGGUCUGAUCAAAGGUUUCAAGUUACAAUAUGCGGGCCCACGCAGUUCAGUAUUUAGCAAAAACUUGGUAUCUGCAAUUCAGCAUGCCGAUAUUUUACAGGAAAAAAAUAGAUAAUGAAGUUAAGGAGGGGCGGGUGGCAGGUCCAUAUGAAAAUCAACCAAUACACAAUUUGCACGUAUCCCCAGUAGGAGUGGUUCCGAAAGCUGAUAGCGGUUGGCGAAUGAUAAUGCAUCUUUCACACCCACCGUCAAUCAGCAUCAAUCAUAAUAUCGAUCCAGCAUACACUGCCGUCAAGUAUACAUCCUUUGACACAGUGGUACAAACAAUAAGUAAAAUGGGAAAGGGGGCAGUCAUUGCAAAAUGUGAUGUUAAA